Molecule: messenger RNA, 2071 nt
Organism: Dissoconium aciculare CBS 342.82
Lineage: Eukaryota; Fungi; Ascomycota; Dothideomycetes; Mycosphaerellales; Dissoconiaceae
Exons: 3
Coding region: 1-1680 (559 amino acids)
Biological process (GO): tyrosyl-tRNA aminoacylation
Cellular component (GO): cytosol; mitochondrion
Molecular function (GO): RNA binding; ATP binding; tyrosine-tRNA ligase activity
Source: RefSeq, a predicted model, not a curated record
AUGCGCUGCCUCACUGCCGACCACUCCUCGACGACAGCUUCGUCCGACGCAACAGAAAACUCCGAUGCGGCAAAGGGAAAAGAUGCUACAACAAGAGACGCUGGUCUCCUAGAUCAGCUGAAAGAGCGAGGUCUCAUCAAUCAGAUUGCUGGCGAUCAUGGCGUACUUGAUAGCAUACUGCGCAGCCGGCGCGUGAGCUUUUAUUGCGGCGUGGAUCCGACAGCUCCUUCACUUCACCUAGGACAUCUCCUGCCAUUCAUGCUGGCGUUCUGGAUGUUCCGCCAUGGCCAUCAUGUUGUCACUCUGGUUGGUGGUGGAACGGUACAAGUCGGUGAUCCCACCGGACGCUUGACCGCGCGAGAAAUCAUGUCUGACACGACUCAAACGACCAAUAUCAACUCAAUCACCAGCCAACUGGACAUUAUGUGGCAAAAUAUGCGGGCAUACAGUGCGCGACGCGGCAGUCCAUCCAAAGAAGGAACGCGAGAGCUGUUGAACAAUGUUACUUGGCUUGGAAACCUCACAUUGAUGGAUUUUCUUCGGGAUAUGGGCAGAGGCGUGCGCAUUGGUACACUGCUGGGUCGUGACACCGUUAAAAACAAGCUCGCCAAGGGAGAUGGGAUGUCAUUCGCCGAAUUCACAUACCCACUGUUACAAGGUUGGGACUGGAAGUACAUGUUUUCCUUACGGAAAGCGCAGAUACAAAUCGGAGGCAGCGACCAAUAUGGAAACAUCAUCGGAGGGAUUGAUGCUAUCAGGUAUUCGACGCAGGCCGACUUCGAGCUUGCAUGGGCCUUGACACCUGACGGAAAACUGGAGUCAACGCAAGCCCCCAUGGGUAUCACGACACCACUUUUGACCACCUCGAGUGGCGAGAAGUUCGGUAAGAGCGCAGGCAACGCGGUCUGGCUCGACAAGUCCAUGACUUCACCCUUCGAUCUGUACGGGUUCCUCCUGUCUACGCCGGAUGCCGACGUUGGAAAGCUCCUUAGGCUCUUCACCAUCCUCCCGUCCGACGAAAUCAAACAGCACAUCAUAGAUCAUGCAGCGGAUCCAGGCAAACGUCUAGCGCAGCACCUCCUGGCAUCCGAAGUCCUCGAGCUCGUCCACGGGAAAGAAGUCGCUGAUCGUACCCGCGAUGAACAUCGUUCCAUGCGCGCACCUACCCUUGCGGCUCUCCAGGCCGGCCCCCCCAAGCCAAAUUCGCAAACCGAAUCGACUCAGGGACGGAGCGGUGCCGAAGACAAGAAAGGGAGCACCACUUUUGAUGAUGGCGAUACCGCAGCGCUGCAGCGUAUCCUACUGCCCGAAUCGCUCGUAAACAAUAGAUCACCCUCGGACAUCCUCUACGCAGCAUCACUCGCCAAGAGCAAAUCCGCCGCAGCACGUCUCGUCUCCGCAGGCACACUCUACGCCGCCACACCGCUGGCUUCUGACGCAGGAUUGUCCGAGUCGGUUUCAGACGUGAUGAACACCGAACUACGCUUUAUCAAGCAGACCGGGAACGGCGUCAGUGAGCUUGCGGCUUUCACUCAGCCGGGCAAUCUUUUGGUACUGCGGCUUGGGAAGUGGAAGAUCCGCAUCAUCGAGGUUGUGCCGGAUGCUGAAUAUGAGGCGCGUUCGGCGGCUGACGGGCGGGAAAUCUCACCCCAGUGGCUCAAGUUGAAAGCGGCACACUAAUCGGAGUAAGAUUGCGUUGCACUUUGCCAAGUCCGCGAUUCGAGGACGAUUCCGGGCGGAGCAAUGCGCCGAAAGCGCGCGGCCUGGUCGAAUGGCCCUUUGUACAUUAGAACGGAGUCGAAUCAGAGGCGAUUGUGCCUGGCGGUCGAAUUGUCAGUGGACUUGAUCCUGAGCAUCUUAGCAUUGUCAUGUGAAAUUGAUUGAAAAUAUGUGAGAUGACAGACAUGUUUCGGAAAGGAUCACUCGUGAGAUGAAAAUAGAUAGAAAGGUAUUUGAAUUCUGUUGCUGAGCUCAAACAUGCUCAUACUUCGGGCCAAAUCAUGCGGGUAUACUAAUUAAAGGAAAGCAAUCAGAGUCAUUCGAGCACAAAGUCGCGUUGCCCGCAGUGAGG